Molecule: messenger RNA, 1121 nt
Organism: Polychytrium aggregatum
Lineage: Eukaryota; Fungi; Chytridiomycota; Chytridiomycetes; Polychytriales
Exons: 3
Coding region: 1-795 (264 amino acids)
Molecular function (GO): protein binding
Source: RefSeq, a predicted model, not a curated record
AUGGCUCCCUGCAAGCGAAAGGCACCACCCAGGAGACGGCGAUUCAAGCGACUCGAUCUCCAGGUGUGCUCACAGUGCCAGGAAGCCAAGCGACUCGAGAAGGCCGAAAAGAAGGCCCUCCUGACCUGGGCAUCACCAAAACCAACCACCCAAAAGGAACUCAAACGACAGCGCGAGGAAUUCUGGGACACCCAGCCGACAUAUUCGGGCCGGAUCGAAAUAUGGCAGGCUCUCAAGGCAGCAUGCGAAACCUCGGAUGAUCAGCUUGCACAAAUCAUCAUCGAUUCGGCCAACGUCAAGGUGCCGACCGGCAAUCUCGCCGACGGAUGCUAUGACGAGCUGGGCAACCAGUAUGUCAUCCCGCUCUUCUGCAUUGUCAAUCCCACGAACCUGGCCCAGGAUGGCCCUGCGGACAGCUCGAACACCGGCUCUGAGAAUCCGCCUGUAUCAAUUCUCCAAGCCUCGCACCUGGCAUCCCGGAAGGAGGCCGCCGGAGACGACUCGCAGUAUACCACCCAGGACGGGGACGUGGCCAAGAGCACCGACGAGCGAUUCACACCACGAACCAAGAUCACAGCCCGUCUGAGCACAGCCAAAGACCUGAAGCUAGAGCUGCCGGAGGAAGAGACGGUAAUGGGUAUCCGGAAACUGGUCCAGGCACAAGAGCAUCUCGAUCCCAACAAGCAGCGCACCCGGGUCUUUUACAUGGGCAAGCAGCUCAGCGACGAAGUCAAGAUUGGCGAUGUGCCCAUGAGGGAGGGGAGUGUGCUGCAGAUCAUGAUUACGCCUCUAUGAGCCAGCACGGCUCUGCCUCGAAAAUACUGGCCAUUUGCCGUUGAUGCCAGCAGACAAACCGGGCCCUUGCCGAUUCCCCCUCCCAUCCACUGCCGGAUAUCUGUGGUCUGGGGGAAUGACUCGAGUCGGCCUGAUGGCGAUGCCCGCUGCCGCUGAACGAGCAUGUUGUAGACAAGAGCCAUGUUAUAGAUACAUGGAGAAUGAAUAGGCAUGCAUAUCCAAGCAAUCGCAGGCAUGGGCAGGCGUGCAGGCCCAAGGCAAUCCAGGUCACAUCGCCGAUCGCAUCGCCGGCUUCUUGCAAGGGCCCUGGACAAAGUCACUGCCGC